AUGAUGGAAUUGCCCUGUGUUGAGUAUGGAAGCGUUGGGUUAGAGACCACGUCUAGAGAAUGUGCGAUUUGCUUGGAGGAUUACAAUGGGGGAGAGCCAUGCAGAAUAAUGCCCGUGUGCAAACACAUGUUUCAUGUAGCUUGUAUUGACAAUUGGCUUAACGUGAAAAUUACGUGUCCUGUUUGUCGACAACGCAUAUGCAAUUUGAGGAAUGAUAGAUGA
This is a messenger RNA of Linum tenue, 222 nucleotides long. Lineage: Eukaryota; Viridiplantae; Streptophyta; Magnoliopsida; Malpighiales; Linaceae. The record is from the annotation of a GenBank genome assembly.